This is a messenger RNA of Gasterosteus aculeatus aculeatus (three-spined stickleback), 3592 nucleotides long. It is a transcript of the gene ablim3, whose product is annotated as actin binding LIM protein family, member 3. NCBI's taxonomy places the organism in Eukaryota, Metazoa, Chordata, Actinopteri, Perciformes, Gasterosteidae. Gene Ontology annotation, cellular component: actin cytoskeleton; stress fiber. Gene Ontology annotation, molecular function: actin filament binding. Gene Ontology annotation, biological process: cilium assembly; cytoskeleton organization; lamellipodium assembly. The record is from RefSeq and is a predicted model, not a curated record.
CCGCCAGCGAGAGCGCGGCGGAGCGAAAAUGUGAAGGUGGACUCCGACUGAGCAGCAUUGUGUUGCAACUGAUACCUGUUCCUGUCAAGAAGAAAAAUACAUUUAAAAAAAAAAGAAAUUCCGCCAAUAUUCUCUCGGAGCAAGAACGCGAGCUUUAUUUUGGAUUUUGUCAUCAUUGGAAAUACCCUCGCUUUAUUUUUUUAAUUUUUAUUACACAUUUUUGUUGUACCACCCUGUCAGAUUUGAGGCAGAUCGGAGUGAGGAGCAUCAUUCACCUCCACUGGAUGGACCAUUUGUUUACACUACACAAUUCCGAGGGAAUAAACUGACCCGUGACGAUCUCCUCUCGCUCCAUGGGAUUGUUCUCGACGGAGACGCUUUGUUUGGAGGAAGAACAACAGUGGGCACCAUGAGCUCCAGUGCGUAUCACCAGAGAUCCGCAGAAAGUGAACGGAGUUCUGGACUAAUCCGGUGCCAGCGAUGUCGGGAAGUAUGUAAAGGGGAGGUGGUACGAGUUCAAGAAACCCACUUCCACGUCAAGUGUUUCACCUGCACCGUGUGUAACUGUGAUCUGGCCCGAUCCGGCUUCUUCCAGAAGAAGGGCGAGUACAUCUGCACGGCCGACUACCAGCGUCUGUACGGCACGCGCUGCGACCGCUGUGACAGCUUCAUCACGGGAGAGGUAGUCUCCGCUCUGGGACGCACGUACCACCCCAAGUGCUUUGUCUGCAGUGUCUGCAGUAAGGCCUUCCCCAUCGGAGACAGAGUGACGUUCAGCGGGAAGGACUGCGUGUGCCAGCAGUGCUCCCGCACACUCGUCAAGCCAAAUGAGCCCAUCAAGAUCCACGGGCCCAGCCACUGCGCCGGGUGUAGGGCCGAGAUCAAGCAGGGCCAGUCCCUCCUGGCUUUGGAGAAACAGUGGCACGUCAGCUGCUUCAGGUGUCAGACCUGCAACAUGGUCCUGACGGGAGAGUACAUCAGCAAGGACGGUGUGCCGUACUGCGAGGCUGAUUACCACGCCCAGUACGGGGUAAAGUGCGAGACCUGCAGCAGAUACAUCAGUGGAAGGGUUCUGGAGGCGGGUGGCAAACACUACCAUCCGACCUGCGCUCGAUGCUCCCGCUGCAGCAUGAUGUUCAAAGAGGGAGAGGAAAUGUACCUGACGGGAUGUGAGGUGUGGCACCCGCUAUGCAAGCAAGCAGCGAGGGCGGAGAGGAGACUCAGGCACAGACGUCUGUCGGAGGCUUCCCUCUCCCCACCGGGCUCCUCCAUAGGCUCUCCCAGUAGGGUUAUAUGCGCCAGAGUGGAGAAUCAGUUCCUAGAUUAUAAGGACCUAGCCGCCCUGCCAAAGGUCAAGGCCAUAUAUGAGGUCCAACAGCCAGACCUCAUAUCCUCCUCAUACCAGCCGUACCAGAGAUACACCUCUGAUGACAGGCUAGAAUCUUACACCUAUGGGGAGUCACUCGGGACACUCUCUCCCUAUCCUCAGGACUACGACAGCCUGGAUAUAAAGCAGAGGCGGUGCUCCAGUCCAGGUUAUAUUGACUCGCCGACAUACAGUCGUCAAGGCAUAUCACCCAUCAUGCCUCGCUCCCCGCAGCAUUACGCUUACCCUGGCUCUGAGAGCGGCAGGAGUUCACCUUGUUACGGCCAAGAGGGGCGGUCAAGCACGCCCACCACAAUCCAGCCCCCUAAACAUUUUCAUGUGCCAGCCACAGAGGAACCCAAUAUCUACAAGAAGCCUCCCAUCUAUACGAGAACGGACAAUUAUCUGGACACAGCCACCAAAAGCAGGACCAGCGAGGACAUCGUCAGGUCCUCCAGGCUGUCCACCUACUCCCCCGAGCCGUACGCCCAGUCAGAGUCGGACUACUGCCCUUACACCAGCUCCCCCAGGGCCUAUCGGGUGCCAAGGAGACGCUUUUCGACAGGAGGAGAUGAAGAGAGUUGGAGUCACGGUCUUCAAAGAAUCGGGAGUGGCAUUGGGAGGAUGAUCCUAAAGGAGGAGAUGAAAGCCAGAUCUGGUUCCUACGACAACGACCCCUGGGGCAGUGCUAGGAAUUCUCGUUGUGGGAGCAAGGAAACGCUCAACACUACAGGCUACGGCACCACGGCGUACAACAACACUGUCAACGGAUCGCCAAGAUCUCAGUACAGCGCUGAUAGUGAUUUUGCUUGUAAGACCGCCUCGCUACCAGGAUACGGGCGCAAUGGCAUCCAGAGGCCUCAGAGUGCUGAUUGCUACCAGUACCAGUAUGAUAGUGGCAGUGAGGUCAAUUGGGGAAAUAGAGCAGAAUACAAGAUUUACCCCUAUGAGGCGCUCAUUGUCACCACUAGAGGUCGCAUCAGGCUGCCCAAGGAUGCUGACAGAGCCAGACUGGAGCGUCACUUGUCCCCAGAGGAGUUCCUGCAAGUGUUUGGCAUGACUGUGGAAGAUUUUGACCGGCUGGCUCUGUGGAAAAGAAAUGAGCUGAAGAAACAGGCCCGACUGUUUUAACAACUUGUAGAAGUCUGUUGAAUACUGCCAUAACUACAUUAAGAGGGUUGUGCAAGGUGAAGAAAGAGAUAUUAAGACUUCUGCUUUGUUUCACUGCCAUGGCUGAGAACCUGUUCUAGAUUUCCUCAUGUGACAAACCAAAUUCCAAUCCCACCAGAGACACAGAGGGAAGGCCACGGAGGCAUUUUUCACAGAUGGACUGAUAAACUGUUUCAUGGCUGUCAGUGCAACUGUGGCAGUUUGCUGGAGUGACGUGUAAGCAAUAGAGAGGGUGGUAUAUUACCGUUGUUGUUGGGUUUUUUCAAGCCUGAAUAAUGGAGGAAGACACUGUGGGGAUGUCCAUGACCUGAGGCGCAGUACUAAACCAUAAAGAGGAGAAUUUUGGCUUUGCCUUAUUUUUUAUGCUCUCUUAGUUAUGAGUGUGCAGCACCAGCAAUCUGAAUGAGUAGAAUGUAGAUACUGUAUAUCCUUUAUGACACUUUAUUAGUGUGAAUGAUUAGAUGAGAGGGAGUGAGGGAGCAUAGAGCAUCUCUUUGCUUUGGUCUAUCAGGAUGCAUUUUGUUUGACCUGUUCCCUAUUUUUGCUUUUUUACUUGAAAUACUGCGUCCCUCUGGUUUACACUUACAUAGAAUGAAACAUGGAACAAUCAGAGGUGGGCAUAUUUUAAGCGUGACCUUUGAUUUGUGUGCAAAAUAAAACGAAAGUGAGAAUGCAGAUGUAAAGAUUAGCAGAUCACUUCAAUGUAAUGUUCUGGUUGAGUAGUUAAAGGUCACCAAUAGAUGCAGUUACCUGUGCAGCUGUAUAGCAACCUACAAUAAUGUGCAAUUCAGUAGAUUAAAUAGAUAAUUGGAACAAAGAUUCAGUCCUCCCGCUCUAAUGUUUUCCAGCUCAAUGCAAUAGAAUAAUGACAAAAUGUUUUAGGAUGAGCUCUGGUCAUCCCGACAUUUACACCCACUCUUAUUCAUAAUUCAGUAAUUUUGUAGAUAGAUGCAAGGUAUUUAGGAUACUGACCAAGAUCAUGGGUUGUUGAAGAUUUUACUUCCUUUGAAUACUUUUGUCAUUUUGUCACUAAAAAUUAAACUUGAAAUAAAUUGA